GGGGGCCGCCAUCUUGGGCCUUACCCAGGGCACAGCGCGCGCAGGGCCUGCCCUGGGCUCCGCCUCCCGCGGCCACAACCCCCACCCACGGAUUUCAGCGCACUGAGGUUUGAACGCAGUCCCACUUCCGGUCUGCUCUAUCGCGCCGGAAGUACGGGGGUUCUAGUUCAUGGUUGUGUAGGACUCUCCAAAUCGAGAUUCUAAGAUGCACCCUUUGCUGUUUCCUUGGGCGACCCUCAGCGGCGAGAGAGCAGAAGGCCUGAAACCCGGAAGUUCCUUUAUCCGCACCUCAAGGCAAUUGUGCGUCGUAAUUUAUAUCUCCCCUUGCCACAGGGUAGGAGCGCUAAGAUUCGGGAGGGAGGGGCCUGCAGGCCGUCGGUAGGCGGAGACGGUAGGAUCUGCUCUAGAGUUUAGGCCUGGGCGGGGCUGAGCGGGGCAGGGCCGCCUGCCUGAGGAAGCCUAGGCCCCGCCCCUAGAAGAUACUCCCACGCCGUGAUUGGCCAGCUCCCGCGGAGGCCGCCGCUAUUGGUUUUCUGGCGGCCGUUGAGAUUCGAACUUGGGGACGUUGGUGGCGCGCGGCGCUGCUAGUGCAGGUUAGAACUUCGCGGAUCGGGAAUUGGCUGUCGCGGUGCCCGCGCCUCGCUGAUUGGAGCGCGCUGUGCGUCUGGUUUCCCCGCGUCCAGCCCCAGCGCCGAGUCUGGAGCGGCCGCGCCGCAUUCUGUCUGCCCCUGGGAAGCAGUGGGAGGAAGAUGUCACCCCAGCUGUUUGAGUUCCACUUGCCCUUAUCCCCAGCCGAACUGUUGAAGAAUGGAGGGAGGAAUAAGUAUGUUGUGCAGGAGGUACUGUCCAUCAGGCAUCUUCCCACACAGCUCAGAGCAUUUCAGGCUGCCUUCCGAGCACAGGGUCCCUUGGCUAUACUGGAGCAUUUUGAUACUAUCUACAGCAUUUUACAUCACUUUCGAAGUAUAGAUUCUGACCUCAAGGAAGAAACUCUGGAAUUCCUGAUCAAAGUGGUUUCCCGUCACUCCCAAGAACUCCCAGGUGUGCUAGAUGAUGCCACGUUGAGCAUGUCGGAUAGAAGUGCCCACCUGAAUGCCCUCAAAAUGAACUGCUAUGCCCUGAUACGCCUUUUGGAAUCCUUUGAGACCAUGAGCAGCCAGAUCAUGGACUUGGAACUCGGUGGGAAGGGUAAGAAAUCCCGAGCCAAAGCAGCUCAUGGCUUUGAUUGGGAAGAAGAGAGGCAACCAAUUCUCCAGCUUUUAACGCAGCUGCUCCAGCUGGACAUUCGUCACCUGUGGAACCACUCAAUAAUUGAAGAGGAAUUUGUCAGUCUGGUCACUGGCUGCUGUUACCGCCUCCUGGAGAACCCUACCAUAAAUCACCAGAAGAACCGCCCCACCCGGGAAGCCAUCGCACACCUUCUGGGUGUAGCUUUGACACGUUACAACCAUCUGCUCAGUGCGACUGUGAAGAUCACCCAGAUGCUGCAGCACUAUGAGCACUUGGCACCUGUACUGGUCGCAGCUGUCAGCCUAUGGGCCACUGACUUUGGAAUGAAGAGCAUCGUGGGAGAGAUCGUAAGAGAAAUUGGACAGAAGUGUCCCCAGGAGCUGAGUCGGGACCCUGCAGGAACAAAAGGCUUUGCAGCUUUCCUGACUGAGCUGGCAGAACGCAUCCCUGCGGUCCUGAUGAGCAGCAUGUGCAUUUUGCUAGAUCACCUGGAUGGCGAGAACUACAUGAUGCGCAAUGCAGUACUAGCAGCCAUGGCAGAGAUGAUCCUGCAGGUUCUGAAUGGUGAUCAGCUGGAAGAAGCAGCACGGGACACCAGAGACCAGUUCUUAGACACCUUGCAAGCCCACGGCCAUGAUGUCAACUCCUUCGUGCGGAGUCGUGUUUUGCAGCUCUUUACCAGAAUCGUCCAGCAGAAGGUUCUGCCCCUCACACGUUUCCAGGCAGUGGUGGCCUUGGCAGUGGGCCGUCUGGAAGACAAAUCAGUGCUGGUGUGCAAAAAUGCCAUCCAGCUGCUGGCCAGCUUCCUCACCAAUAACCCCUUCUCCUCCAAGCUCAGCGAUACAGACCUUGCUGGGCCACUGCAGAAGGAAACCCAGAAACUACAGGACAUGAGGGCCCAGAGGCGAGCCACCACCACCUCGGCUGAGCUAGACCCAGAGGAGGAAUGGGAAGCCAUGCUGCCAGAGCUGAAGUCAACACUGCAGCAGCUGCUGGCGCUUCCCCAGGACGAGGAGGAGCCUUCUCUGGAAAUCGCUGAAAAGGAAACCAUAGAAGACAUGAAAGGCCGUAUCCAUCAGCUGCUUGCCAAAGCUAAGUACAAGCAAGCCAUUGCUCUCACUCAACAAACCAUAAGCCGAUUUCCAGAGUCUGAACCCUUCAGUAAUGUGGUCCCAGAGGAGCCAGAGGAGACCAAAUUCCUGUCUCUCUUGGAAACUAUCUUCAAAGGCCCUGCAGCAACCACACAGGAGAAGAACCCCCCCACAUCAGCAGGGAGCAAGGGCCCAGGACUGAGUGAGUGUAAAGACAAGCCCUCACUACCUGGGAGGUCCAGGGACGAUGAAGAGCUUGUGAAGCAGGAGAUGCUGGUGCAAUACCUGCAAGAUGCCUACAGCUUCUCUGUGAAGAUCACACAAGCCAUCAGCAUCAUCAACAAGAUGAUGUAUGAAAACACAACGUCAGUGGUGCAGGAGGUGAUCGAAUUUUUCGUGAUGGUGUCCCAGUUCGGGCUGCCCCAGGCCCUGCAUGGAGUCCGCCGCAUGCUGCCGCUCAUCUGGUCCAAGGAGCCUGGUGUCCGGGAAGCUGUGCUCAAUGCUUACCGCCAGCUUUACCUCAGCCCUAAAGGGGACUCUGCCAGAGCUAAGGCCCAGACUUUGAUUCAGAAUCUCUCUUUGCUGCUAGUGAACGCUUCAGUUGGGACCGUUCAAUGUCUGGAGGAAAUCCUCUGUGAGUUUGUGCAGAAGGAUGAACUGAAACCCGCAGUGACCCAGGUGCUGUGGGAGCGCGCAACAGGGAAGGUCCCCUGCUCCCCUCUGGAGCGCUGUUCUUCCGUCAUGCUCCUCGGGAUGAUGGCACGAGGAAAGCCAGAGAUUGUGGGGAGCAACCUGGACCUACUGGUAGACAUAGGCCUGGAGAAAAGAUGUCCCCAGGAUUACAGACUGGCCCAGCAGGUGUGCCAGGCCAUCACCAGCAUUUCUGACAGGAGAAAGCAGCCUUCUCUGGGGAAAAGCCAGCCUCCCUUCCGGCUGCCUCAGGAGCACAGGCUGUUUGAGCGACUGCAGGACGUGGUCACACAAGGGUUUGUCCACCCAGACCCGCUCUGGAUCCCAUUCAAAGAGGUGGCAGUGGCCCUUAUUUACCAGCUGGCAGAGGGCCCCGAGCUGAUCUGUGCCCAGAUGCUACAGAGCUGUGCGAAGCAGGCCCUGGACAAGCUGGAGAAGAGCUCAACCCAGCAGGACCAGAAAGAAGCCCGUGUCCUCACCUUGCUGCUGAUGAACCUGCUGGCGUUGGCGGGGGAUGUAGCUCUGCAGCAGAUGGUCCACUUGGAGCAGGCAGUGAGCGGCGAGCUCUGUCGGCGCCGGGUGCUGCGUGAGGAGCAGGAACAAAAGACAAAAGAGCCCAAAGAGAAGAAUACAGGUUCCGAGACCACUAUGGAGGAGGAGAUGGGGCUGGUAGGCGCCACUGCUGAUGACACAGAGGCAGAGCUAAUACGAGGCAUCUGUGAGAUGGAACUGCUAGAUGGCAAACAGACACUGGCUGCCUUUGUUCCACUUGUGCUUAAAGUCUGCAACAACCCCGGCCUCUACAACAGCCCAGAGCUCUCUGCAGCUGCCUCACUGGCCCUUGGCAAGUUCUGCAUGAUCAGUGCCACUUUCUGUGACUCCCAGCUCCGCCUUCUGUUCACCAUGCUGGAAAAGUCCUCUCUCCCCAUCGUCCGCUCUAACCUCAUGAUUGCUACUGGUGACCUGGCCAUCCGUUUCCCUAACCUCGUGGACCCCUGGACGCCCCAUCUGUACGCUCGCCUUCGGGACCCAGCACAGCAAGUUCGGAAGACAGCAGGACUGGUGAUGACCCAGCUGAUCCUGAAGGACAUGGUGAAGGUCAAGGGGCAGGUGAGUGAGAUGGCCGUGCUGCUCAUCGAUCCUGUGUCCGAGAUCUCUGCACUGGCCAAGACCUUCUUCACUGAGCUCUCCCACAAGGGCAACACCAUCUAUAAUCUCCUUCCAGAUAUUAUCAGCCGCCUGUCAGACCCCGAGGGCGGGGUGGAGGAAGAGCCUUUCCACACCAUCAUGAAGCAGCUCCUCUCCUACAUCACCAAGGAUAAGCAGACAGAGAGCCUAGUGGAGAAACUGUGCCAGCGCUUCCGCACAGCACGAACCGAGCGGCAGUACCGGGACUUAGCCUACUGUGUGUCCCAGCUGCCCCUUACAGAGCGAGGUCUCCGUAAGAUGCUGGACAACUUUGAUUGCUUUGGAGAUAAGCUGUCAGAUGAGUCAGUCUUCAGUGCUUUCCUUUCCGUUGUGAGCAAGCUGCGCCGAGGGGCCAAGCCGGAGGGCAAGGCUAUGAUAGAUGAAUUUGAGCAGAAGCUCCGGACCUGUCACACCAGAGGGCUGGAUGCAGUAGAGGAACUUGAGGCUGGCCAAGGGGACAGCCAGAAAGCCCUGUCAACUAAGAAACAGCCAGCUGCCUCCCGUCGGCAGCAACAGCGCUUGGCCUCUGCAGCCUCCUCUGACAAUGAUUUUGUGACACCGGAGCCCUGCCGCCGUACUUCCCGGCGGCCUCUAAACACCCUGCAGCGGCUCUCCAAGAAGAAACCCAAAAUUGUCUUCUCAAGUGAUGAGUCCAGUGAGGAAGACCUUUCAGCAGAGAUGACAGAAGACGAGACGCCCAAGAAGACUACUCCCAUCCGCCGAGUGUCUGCGCGAAGGCUGAGAUCCUAGAAGGCCACCUACCCUCUCUCCUCUCCCUGCUAUGUAGGGCACCUUGUGGGGUGGCCUUGAAUGUCUUUCCCUCUGUGAAUACUUGUUUGUAUGUUUCCUGGUUUUUAAUAUAUAAAUAACCUUUGCGACAUAAGGCCUUUCUUUGACUGAGCUGGCUGAGCCUCACGGAGCUGCUUCCCACCUGUGUCUGCCUGGCUGCUUAGUGCUUUCUUUCACUUCUAGACCAUGUUACUUGACCUGUCUUUAUUUUGCCUUUAUAUAUAUUUAUUUUAUCUUC
Molecule: messenger RNA, 5226 nt
Organism: Erinaceus europaeus (western European hedgehog)
Lineage: Eukaryota; Metazoa; Chordata; Mammalia; Eulipotyphla; Erinaceidae
Gene: NCAPD2
Product: non-SMC condensin I complex subunit D2
Exons: 32
Coding region: 750-4949 (1399 amino acids)
Biological process (GO): mitotic chromosome condensation; meiotic chromosome condensation; mitotic cell cycle
Cellular component (GO): nucleus; condensed chromosome, centromeric region
Molecular function (GO): histone binding
Source: RefSeq, a predicted model, not a curated record